AUGAAAUUUAUUUCCCCACUCAUCUCUCUCGCUCUAUACUUGGGUUCUGCCACUGCAGACUAUGCUGAAAAUGCGGCUUCCGCGAUCAAUACUUUGCAAACAAAGUUUUAUUUCACAGAGACGGGCUUAUGGGACAACCUAUGGUGGCAGUCUGGCAACUUUCUUGAGACCAUUGCUCGUUUCGGCCAACUUGACUCUGCUUUCAAACCGACAGCCAUGGACAUCAUCUCCAACACAUAUGCUAGAUCAGGCAACCUAGCAGGAGCUAAUAGAUGGGUCAACACAUAUUACGACGACAUGGGCUGGUGGGCCUUGGCCUGGAUCGCCUCGUAUGAUCUCACUGGCGACACCAAGUACCUAGACACUGCCAAACACCUCUUCGAAGACAUGACCACUGGCUGGACCACCCCUUGCGGUGGAAUCUGGUGGAGCAAGGACAAAAACUACGUCGCCGCCAUCUCCAACGAACUCUUCCUCUCCGUAGCCGCACACCUCGCCAACCGCGUCUCUGGUUCCGAAAAGCAAGACUAUAUCCACUGGGCCCAGCAAGAAUGGGACUGGUUCCGUUCCUCGCCGCUCAUCAACCCCGACAAUCUCAUCAACGACGGCCUCAACGCAGACUGCAAGAAUAAUGGCCAACCAACCUACACCUACAACCAAGGCGUCAUCCUCGCCGCCCUCAGUGAACUAGCACGCGCAACCGGCGACGCUUCCCUCGUCGACCGCGCAAACUCCAUCGCCUCCGCCGUCAUGACCAAGCUGUCCGACCGCGGCAUCCUCACAGAGCCCCGUGCCGAGGCCCUGGACAUACAAGCUGCAUUGUUCAAGGGCCCGUUUGUUCGUGGCUUGUCCACGCUCAAUCAGUACAAGCGCAGGCAGGAGUUUACCGACUUCUUGAGAAGGAAUGCGGACUCGGCGUGGGCGCAGCCAAAGGUUGAUGGGCUCAUGGUGGAUCGCUGGCAAGGGGGGAGUGCGAAUGCGAAUGCGGGGAGUCAGGGGGCCGGGAUUGAUGUCCUGGUUGCUGCGGCGCAGACGAUUUAUGUCGUCAGCAUCCUGGUAGCGAAUUUCCAAUAUCGCUUCAUCAAGGUUUUGCCGUGCUGGCCUGAUGGCUGCGCGCACAAGGUUUCCGCUCACAUCCAUACAACACAUUCGCACAUGGCGGUCUUCGGUGCAACUGGCUCGCCGCUGUCCCAAAUCGUGGCUGGACCGCUCUCCUUCUCCAAUUGUUGCGAUACUGAAGACAUGUGGGAUCAGGUUCGGACGUUCCACCAGUUCUGGCUGCCAUUACUCCGAUUUACAUCACACGCAAUGGCUCGCAUCAGGAACAAAAAGAUCGAAGAGGUGCUCGCUUCCACGGCAGAUCAAGGGGCGCAAAUCGACCAAGUAGCGAAGAUUCGACGCUGGUUCCGGCCCCAGGAUGAUAGCGUAUACUUUCCUGUUGUCCAGGACCUCGUCAACGGGAGAAUGUCCACGGACGAGGCAAGCACCAGGAUUUUCGGGCAAAUCGACGAAAAGAUCGCUGCCAGCAAAGUGGACGAUGUAAACUAUCUGGACCUCUGGUACAGCAUCAUCCACUCGGCAAGGCGCAUCGACUACCGGGACAUGAAGCAGCGCGACCAGGUGGCAGACCUAGUAGAUUUAAUCGAAAAGUUCAAGUCUCACUCGAUACCGGACAAUGCAAAAUACAAUCACUUGUAUGAGUCAUUGACUGAUUUCUCCACGGCAAGUCGAGAAGCCUACAAUGAUACCCCGGUAGCACAGGACGGCUUUAUCGACAUUGAGUGUGCUGCCUGGGCCAAUAUGAACUACUUCUUCGCUCGCAUCACCGAUAAAGGCCUCCAGGAUCUUUCCAUAUACGCCAUCUGGGCGCUGCGCGACGCACUGGAGACUGACCACCAAGACGACCGCGAAGCCACCGCUGCCCAAAAGUACGACGCCCAUGUCCCCGCCGCAUCAGCCUGGAUCACGGGAGCCGGACGAACCCUCUUCACCAAAAAAGUAGAUCUUACACCCACUGACCCCAAGCAAGGCAACCCCGCAAAAGGAGGCGAGCUAUGGAAAGGCAAACCAGAGUUCAGCCAGCAACGAUGGCUCUUCUGGAAAGAACGAUUUGCAAGCAUUGCGGGAAUGGACAACGUCAGAGAGUACACACGCAAUAUAGCAAAGACCUCUGUGCAGGAGAUGGAACGCGCGGAGACGUCUGAGCACGUCUAG
Molecule: messenger RNA, 2214 nt
Organism: Plenodomus lingam JN3
Lineage: Eukaryota; Fungi; Ascomycota; Dothideomycetes; Pleosporales; Leptosphaeriaceae
Biological process (GO): carbohydrate metabolic process
Source: RefSeq, a predicted model, not a curated record